CCCCGCUCCCCCCAAACACACUCGCACUCGGGCUCUCAAGGUGUUCUCCGCACAGCGGAAGAUGGCGACAGACUGAGGGGGCAUGGCCAGCAGGAGGCACGGGGCCGUGCCGCGGGGCUGCCGCCACGGCGGUGCGAACGGGAGGCGGAAGCAAGAGGCGCGCUAAGUAAAGCCCAGUGUCCGCGUCCGGCGCCUGUGGCGCUGCCGGGAGCAAGGUGGCCCGCCCGAGCCGGAACUCCGGGAGCAGCGGGUGCCGAGCCAGUGCGGAGCCCGCCCGGGACCGGCCCCGGCAAACGGUCGGCGCUCGAGCAAAGCCCGAAGGGCCGGGCAGAGGACCGGGAGCGGGGCCGGGGCCAGCCGGCCUGUCUCACGAUGCAGCCCCCGACGUAGAGCCUGGACGGCGCCGAGGAGCGCGGAGCGGCGCGCAGCCCGCCCGCCUGAGACGGCCGUCCGGCCUCGCGCCCGCCUACUCCCUCCAGCCCGGACCCCCCUGAAAUAUGUUCAGGGGCGCUUGGAUGUGGCCCGGGAAAGACGCCGCCGCGCUGAGUAUCUGCUGCUGCUGCUGCUGCUGGGCUCCCAGGCCGAGCGACAAACCUUGCGCCGACUCUGAGCGGGCGCAGCGAUGGCGACUGUCCCUGGCGUCCCUGCUCUUCUUCACCGUGCUGCUCGCUGACCAUCUGUGGCUGUGCGCGGGGGCCCGGCCCCGGGCCAGGGAGCUGAGCAGCGCCAUGCGGCCGCCCUGGGGUACCGGCCGUGAGCGGCAGCCGGUGCCUCCUCGGGCGGUGCUGCCACUGCCGCCGCCGUCGCCCGGCGAGCCCAGCGCGUCCCUGGGCUCCUGCGGCCCGCGAUAUAGCAACCUGACCAAAGCCGCCCCCGCCGCCGGCCCCGGGCAGGUCUGCGGCGGCGUCCCGGAGCCCACGGGGCUGGACGCAGCUUGCACCAAAUUGGAAUCUUUGCAGAGACUUUUCGAACCGACUACCCCGGCCCCCCCUCUGCGGCCCCCUGACUUUCUUUCCCUUGCCCGGGCCGAGUUCCCCUCCGCCAAAAAAAACUUGCUCAAAGGCCACUUUCGGAACUUCACUCUCUCCUUUUGCGACACCUACACGGUCUGGGACUUGCUGCUAGGCAUGGACCGCCCCGACAGCCUGGACUGCAGUCUGGACGCCCUGCUGGGGGACCUGCUGGCCGUCGUGGCCAGCCCUGGCUCUGGGGCCUGGGAGGCAUGUAGCAACUGUAUCGAGGCAUACCAGCGACUGGACCGACAUGCUCAGGAAAAAUAUGACGAGUUCGACCUCGUGCUACAUAAGUACUUGCAGGCGGAAGAGUACUCAAUCCGGUCCUGCACGAAAGGCUGUAAGGCUGUCUACAAGGCCUGGCUGUGCUCAGAAUACUUCAGCGUGACCCAGCAGGAAUGCCAGCGCUGGGUGCCCUGCAAGCAGUACUGCCUGGAGGUGCAGACCCGGUGCCCCUUUAUCCUCCCUGACAACGAGGAAAUGGUGUACGGAGGGCUCCCUGGCUUUAUCUGUACAGGGUUGCCGGAUACUUCACCAAAGCGGCCGGAAACCAAGUGCUGUGAUGUGCAGUGGGUCUCCUGUGAGGCGGAGAAGAAGAAGUCGAAGGAGACUGAGGCCCCCCAAACCCACCACCAGCAAUUCCACCAUUCCUAUUUUCACCACUACCACCAACAGUACCAUCACUAUCACCCCCGCCAUGACCCCCCAGGCCGUGUCAGCCACAAGCCCUCCCUGUUGCCAGUCUCUGGGGGCUCCUGCCUCAGCCCCAGCAGGAUCCGGCUCUGUGUCCUUGUUCUCAUGCUCCUCCACACCGUGGUCUCCUUCUCGAGCAACCAGGGUAGUGGGGGCCUGGGGCUGGAGACACUGCCUGCUCUAGAAGAGGGCCUGACAAAGGAAGAGUGACAGCAGGGAGGGAGGACAGACCUCCACCACACGCUGACAUCAGCUCCAGCCCCCCCUCAGGAGGGGGGGGAGGGAGCUCCUCCCAUGGGAGGUGUAGGACCAGGUGGGGGGCGGGGGAAAGUAGGGGACCUCACAUCCCCCAACCUACCCCUACCCCGAAAGCAGCUCCACCAGAAUGGGCAGAGGACCCAAGGGAGCUGCAAAACUCAUCCGGGAGAAAAAGGUAGGAGCACAGGUACCCAUUCCCAAGCCCCACCUGUGGGACCUAGCAAAAAAUGCGAGGGAGUGGGAGCUGGAAUUGCCCACUCCUGCUGAGAGCCGUGACCCCAGGGUAAGAGGCUUCUCACCUAGCCCGGCCCUGCAGGGAACGUUGGGGGGCCCAGAGGGGAGAAGCUCUUUUCCCCCCUCCGCAUUCCUUUUGUUGCCAAGAUCCUUAAUUCCCCCCAGCCCAUAUCCCUACAGGCGACGGCAGACAGCGCGGUGGCCCUCCUGCCACUUCAGAGCGCCUUGCCCCACCUGGGGCAGUCACUGGUGAAGUGCCAGGCUGGGAGAUGAGGUGUGCACAGCUGCAGCUAGGUGGGGCCCAGCGAACCUGUGCCCCACCACCCUAGGCACCGAGGGGUUGGAAUGUGAGUGGUGAAAAGAAGGAAGAUGGGGAAGCGGGAGGAGAGAUUCCGACAGAGGGCCUGGAGAGACGGCCGGAAAGGCUACCGCCUCCUGGCUUUGGGGAAGUGAGCGCUUAGUGUUGAGGCAGGCUCAAGAUCGGAUCCCCACAUCAGAGGGAGCUGUCUAAGGAGCCCUCUGGGGAAAGAGCACAGGAGCUGAGUUACCGGGCGGAAAAAGAGAAGGCUGAGGUAAAUGGUUGGACUGUCGCUGUCUGAGGGCCAUAUCUUACAGAAGGUGCACAUACUUGCAAAGGCCACUCUUACCCUGGAGAUCUUAGCCUUGGGGCCCAAGACCAUUCAUUAAUGAUCUCUAUCGGGAAGAGGGACCUGAGCUCACGUGGGUCAGGCCCGGCCUGGCUCCUCAUACUCCCCCACCUUGUCCUAGCCCAGGCCUCCAUGAAGGAGAACCCGGUGACAUUGCACUGGAGCUCUCCAGAGAUGAGCUUUCCCCAGUCCUACCCUGUCACCGUCCCCAGCCUACCAAAGAGUAUUUAUCCCUUCCCAUCCCUGACCCCAUGGGUUACUAUCCCAACUGUGGAACAACCAGACUCCUCACCCUGUAGCAGGUCCCCUGCUCCAGUCACCGCUGUCCCCUCCCAGAGAAAAUCCAGAGACUGGCAAGCCGAGCCCUUGACUACGGAGAAUGGGCUGUUGUCCCUUGGCUGAGAGACUUAACUCUUUGGUCAGGCUAGGGGGCUGGAUGGGAAAGAGGCAUCGAGUAUCCCUUGGGGUCUAUUAGCCUUAUACUAGUGUGCUGGGAGGGGAGGCCACAUUGCCUAAGACAUCUAAAAGCCAAUAAAAGCUGACAAGAAAUAGAGCCAGAACUACGUGGGACAGGCCAGGAGGGCCUGAGUCCUUCUAGGAUGGCAUGCUGGGGGGAGGGGCCAUGGAGCUGCAUGACAGUGAACCCCAAAAGAGAACGGGGAGGGAAAACUGGACUUGGUCCACUUAGGGAUGACUGGGAGGCUUCCCUGGGACAGAAAGAAACAUUCAAGGGCCUCAGCCGAGUCCCAAAUCAGCUCCAUGAGCCCGGGGAGUCCUUCCCUGCCAGUUUUCUCAUUUUUCACAACCUGUCCCCCUGCCUCCACCCCUGUGCCCUGUCCACACACUCGCCUGGCCCUCGGCACUUGGGGCCCAGCCACAGGCGCCAUCCCUAGAGUGCUCUUUUCUGCUAGGGAGGAGAAGAAGUGCUGGCUUAUGUUACAGUGAAGGGGCAGGUGCUUGGGCUCCAGAGAGACCCCAGGUACUGCCUCCUAACUCCUGCAUCCUCGGGAGAGAAGAAGAAACUGGACAGUACAGGGGGACACAUGGCCCCAGGACCUUUGGACACUCCCAUCUUCUCUUCCCCCUCACCAAGUGCCCAGGAGACCCCUGGCUCAGACCGGCCCAAGGCCUUGCCAAAUGGCAGGGGAAAGGGGCACCACACUCCACCUCAAAGUCACAUGACUGUCCCCAUCACCCCACCACCCUGACCUUCCACCACCUCUCCAGCUGCCCCUGCCCUCCAUCACAGGCAGCAGAGCCGGGCGGCUUUCUUAUGCCAUUUUCUACACUGUGCUUCAUGAGUAGGACUUUCUUGCACUAGUUCCUAUGACUGAGUCUCCAAGCUGGUUUCCUAGUAGUCCCCCAUCCCUUCCUCCCUCACCUGGCUAUGAUUCAGUUGUCUCUCCUCUCCCUCUAAUCCCUGCCUCUGUAUCUCAGUGAGAGUCUCUGUAUGUGUGCUGCUUUCUGUUUUGUCGCAUUGUGGGGCAGAGGCCUCUCUGCUCUUGUUUAACCCCAUAAAGAAAUAAAUGAUAAGACUUGAUGAUAAGA
Chinchilla lanigera (long-tailed chinchilla) is the source of this 4393-nucleotide messenger RNA. RefSeq names its product family with sequence similarity 155, member B (gene Nalf2). The record is from RefSeq and is a predicted model, not a curated record. Gene Ontology annotation, cellular component: plasma membrane. NCBI's taxonomy places the organism in Eukaryota, Metazoa, Chordata, Mammalia, Rodentia, Chinchillidae. Gene Ontology annotation, biological process: calcium ion import across plasma membrane. Gene Ontology annotation, molecular function: stretch-activated, monoatomic cation-selective, calcium channel activity.